Messenger RNA from Diorhabda sublineata, 2893 nucleotides. Its product is annotated as 26S proteasome non-ATPase regulatory subunit 10-like. The record is from RefSeq and is a predicted model, not a curated record. Gene Ontology annotation, molecular function: protein binding. The coding region runs from base 95 to 1087 and encodes 330 amino acids. Lineage: Eukaryota; Metazoa; Arthropoda; Insecta; Coleoptera; Chrysomelidae. Gene Ontology annotation, cellular component: nucleus; cytoplasm. The transcript has 4 exons.
AAAUAAAACAAAACAAUUAAAUAGGAACAAUUAUCAUUUAUGUGAGUUUUGUUAUACGUAGUUUGCGAUAAAUACAAGUUUCCAAGAUAAACAAAUGGCUGCAGAACCAAAAUCAGUUCAGGAAAAACCUGAGCCCGUUCCUCCAUUAACAGUGAGUCCUUACAUGACACUCAUCGACGACGACAAGAACACAAUUUUACACUACGCGGCAGCACGGGGAAAAGACGAAGAAUUUAAGAAAUGUAUUAAAUUUGAAGAGCUCAAUAUGGAAAAUUAUCUAGGUUGGACACCAUUGAUGAUGGCGUGCCGAAAUAAACAAGUCAAAACUGUCAAACUUCUGUUACAGCUUGGAGGCGAUGUGACUAGGAUAAAUAAAUUUGGUAUGUCUGUCCUGCAUAUAAGUAUUUCUGGAGGAAGUUUGGAAAUAGUUAAAAUGAUUAUGGAACAUCUUUUAACAGGAGGUAUUUCAAAAAGAUUGAUGCAGCUCAAUUUCUCGCCGUUAUCAAUGGCAAUUCUAUUCCGAAAUAAUGAUAUUCUAUCAUAUUUGAUACAAGAAAAAUUCAACUUGAAUGCCAAAACUCUAUAUACAGGCAUUACUCCUUUAAUGUUCGCUUCUUCAAUGGAAGACAAUGAAGCAUUUGCGUUGUUGUUAAAAAACAAAGCGGAUACUACCAUAAAAAAUUAUCUAAACGAAACGGCCAACGAUAUCAGAAAAGCAAGACAGCGAAAAAAAGAGCAACCGAAGAAACUUACUCCAGCUGAACUAAUCUCGAGAAGUCCCCACAUGGCACCUGCGCAAUGUUUUAUCACGCCACAACCGUCCAUGUUGAAUCUUGCACCAUCUUCCUUUGUUUGCAUAAGAAAAGCUUCUCCCAGUCCAACAGUAUACGUAGCUACUCCUAAUAUUUCUCCUGUAACUCCGUUUAAUGUUCCCCAGAUGUUCUUUCCGCCAAGUUUUACUCCCAAUCAUUUCGUAUCUUACAGUCCUCUACCUAUGACGAAUAUUUUCGCGAAUGCUAAUGAUUUUUUGAAUAUGAAUAUUAAUCAGGAUCAAGCCGAAUUGGUGUUAUCACCCAAUCUCCAAUAAAAUCUAUUCGUAUGUUGAUAAGUUUUAAUUUUAACGUUAUUAUUUAUUAUAGCAUACCAUAAGUACGCGGCGGUUUCGCUACUAAAUGGAAUCAGGUCUUUAAAAACUGUUCUCAAACAUUUGAAAUCAUAUAUUGAAAUUAAGGUUUGUGAUUUAAAUAUGAACAACAUUUAGUAGAGAAAUACCCAAGUGGUAAUUUUAAGUUUUCACAUUAAUUUGACUUUAUAUAAUUUGUUGAAGUUUAUUUUUUAUCAAUCCAUUUAAUUAUUUACGAAAUUCUAAUAAAAAUUAUAUAUAUUAUAUUAAAUUGGAGAAUAGAAUGAAAAAUGUUAUAUCUGUGAAUCACGAAUAUGCCCUAUAUAUUAUUCAGUGACAUGGGAGCCCGAAAACCAAAUAAAAACCAUAUUAUUCAGUUUAGAUUCAUCAUAAAUUGGAUGGAAGUCAAGUAAGAAGAUGAGUUUGAGCUUGAUGAAAUUAGUUUUUCUGUCUAAAUACGUGCAUUAUUUUCCUAAUCAGAGUAUAUCGAGGAAAGGAAUCAGAUGAGGUUCCAAUAUCCAUAUUCUGCAUUCCACUGAGCUGUUAUUGCCCUUGUUGAUGGAAAACGAUUUCUUGGAGCUAAUAACUUUAAGAAACCAUCUUAGUUCUUUAUUCUACUCUCUAUUUCCCCUUUGAUCUUCUUGAGACUAUGCCAGUUAAAUCUGAUAAAACAACAUCCACAAUAAAUAAUUAUUGUAGCAAUUUCUUGGAAUGACAGCCCAACAAUUCGAUUCGUUCAGCACUCACAUCAAAUGCUUAAUUGUAUGAGAAUAGGAAUGUUCAACUGAUGAAUUCUAAUCUCGCAUAAAAACUCAUGAUAAUCAUUUUACGUGGAAUAUUUUUAAAAUAAUGUCUACUUGGUUUUCUGGUUUUUAUGUCACUAUAUGUCUUUAGUUUUUGUUCGUCGUGGACAUUAAUUAGAGAAAAAAUAUAUUAUCAUACCAAUGUGAAUGAAGAAUAUUACUUUUACUGUCAAAACUAACUAUGUAGAUUCAUGUGAACACGCCAGUCUUGUUCCGUAAAAUCACUGAACCAUUUAUGCUGUCGUUUCUUUUGAUAAUAUCGAAAUAUUCUAAAAUUAUUAAUCUAAAUAUUCAAUACGAACUUGUCUCAGUGAAGUUGGGUAUGUUUUUAAAGGAAUUCCCAAAACAUAAGGGAAGCCGGAAACUUUUUUUGAGAUCAUUGUAAAACACUUGAUUUCUGGUUUUAAUUACACGUCUCCUACUACCACAAACAGAUCUAGCUUCAUCAUCCGAAAAAAUGUUGUUCUAUAGGUUUGGAGACCAUAUUGUAGUUUCUUUUGGAUCUGCUAAACUAUUUUACUUUGACCUUUUUAAAGGAAAUUUCGUCAAAAACAGUUUUACAACAUACCAAGUCCAAUGCAAUUGAGUUGAAAUUACAAAAUUGGUUCUCUAAGCAUUAUUAUUUGUUUUACAAAGUCUAUAUUUACUUCAUCUAAGCCAAUAAACGUAAGUUUUCUCCUACAUCACUUUGUUAACACGAACUAUUUUAUAAAGAUAACUAUUUCAAUAUAAAAAACAUUCAAAGUUAGAAGUUAAUUAAUUAAUAAAUAGAUGGAGUGGAGCCAAAUUGACUAAGACAGAAUCCGUAUUUUAUAAUGAAAUCGUUACUCAAUUUUUAUACUGGCGAUAAAAAAUUAAAUUUUAUCUGUUUAUUUUUAUAACGUAUUUGAUUAGAAAGAUUUGUCAUAUUUUAUUUUUACGAAGAAUUUUUAUUGAAAUAUAUUUUUGAAGUAUCUAAGUGUUUUAU